Molecule: messenger RNA, 882 nt
Organism: Diospyros lotus (date-plum)
Lineage: Eukaryota; Viridiplantae; Streptophyta; Magnoliopsida; Ericales; Ebenaceae
Exons: 3
Coding region: 1-882 (293 amino acids)
Source: RefSeq, a predicted model, not a curated record
AUGGUGGGGGAACUACUGCUAAGAAUUCAACAGGUGGAGGCCAGACAUGGGGCACACGACAUGAGGGAAAGCCAUGAAGAAAAGACCCCAUUCUCAAGGGAAAUAGAGCUGGAGCCCCUCCCCCGCAGAUUUAAGGUUCCUAGCAUCCCUCAGUACAAUGGGGAUAGCGACCCCUUCGAUCACCUGGACGCUUUCAAUGUCCAGAUGGACCUGCAAACCUCCAGCUCAUUGGCCAAGUGCCGAGCUUUCCCUGCGACCUUGGGAGAUAUCCCCCGAGCGUGGCUAAGGAGACUUCACUCCCACAGCAUUUAUUACAUAGAGAGGUUCAAACGCGAAGUUAAUAAUGUCGAGAGCCCCUCCGACGAAAGUAUCUUGACUGCGAUCUUCGCUGGGCUUCGAAAGGAUGGGAAAUUCUACGAAAGCAUCUAUAAAUCUCUGGUGAGGGAUCUUGGCGAGUUCUACGAGCAAGCUGCGAAGGAGGUUCGGUGGGAAGAAAUGUUUGGCCUAAAAAAGCCGGGCGACCAGAAGAAGGUGACGGAACACACUGGCCAGAGCAAGAAGAGAGCUGAUGAGGACUCUCGCAAGGAAGGUCAAAAACGAAGCCCUAAUGACCAGGCGACCAAAAAGAUCUUCACCACAGAGCGUAACAAGGAGGAUUUCAGAAGGCCUAAUCCCCUGAAGACUCCCGACAAGUACAGAACCAAGAGCAAGUUCUGCGCCUACCACAACGAAGUAGAACAUACCACCUCUGAGUGCUGGGCGCUGAAAGACGCCAUCGAGGAGCUGAUCAGGAGAGGUCGGCUACACGACUAUGUGGUGCGUCCUAGGGAUCAUCAGCCCAAACAGCCGGCUCAACAAAACCUUGGUCAAGCUCCCGAAUAG